Lynx canadensis (Canada lynx) is the source of this 1920-nucleotide messenger RNA. It is a transcript of the gene PDE9A, whose product is annotated as phosphodiesterase 9A. The record is from RefSeq and is a predicted model, not a curated record. Bases 305 to 1474 code for a protein of 389 amino acids. The transcript has 17 exons. Lineage: Eukaryota; Metazoa; Chordata; Mammalia; Carnivora; Felidae. Gene Ontology annotation, molecular function: 3',5'-cyclic-GMP phosphodiesterase activity. Gene Ontology annotation, biological process: cGMP catabolic process.
CAGGAACACAACCAUCUCCCUGCUGACCGCGGAUGACGCCAUGGUGUCCAUCGACCCCACCAUGCCUGCCAAUUCAGAACGCACCCCGUACAAAGUGAGACCGGUGGCCAUCAAGCAGCUGUCUGAAAAGAAGAAUUAAUCCAGAGCAUGCUGACCCAGGUCGUAGGAGCAGUUCUCAAGAGCGUUUAAGAUCAACGAACUCAAAGCCGAAGUCGCGAAUCACCUGGCCGUGCUCGAGAAGCGCGUCGAACUGGAAGGCCUGAAAGUGGUGGAGAUUGAGAAAUGCAAGAGCGACAUCAAGAAGAUGCGGGACGAGCUGGCGGCCCGAAGCAGCAGGACCAGCUGUCCCUGUAAGUACAAUUUUGUGGAUACCAACAAGAAGAUGACGCCCCGGCGUGAUGUCCCCACUUACCCCAAGUACCUGCUCUCUCCAGAGACCAUCGAAGCGCUCCGGAAGCCCACCUUUGACGUCUGGCUCUGGGAGCCCAACGAGAUGCUGAGCUGCCUGGAACACAUGUACCAUGACCUGGGCCUGGUCCGAGACUUCUCCAUCCACCCCGUCACGCUCAGGAGAUGGCUGCUCUGCGUGCACGACAACUACAGAAACAACCCUUUCCACAACUUCCGGCAUUGCUUCUGCGUGACCCAGAUGAUGUACAGCAUGAUCUGGCUCUGCCGGCUGCAGGAGAAAUUUUCCCAAAUGGAUAUCUUGAUUCUAAUGACGGCAGCCAUCUGUCACGAUUUGGAUCACCCAGGGUACAACAACACGUACCAGAUCAACGCCCGCACGGAGCUGGCCGUCCGUUACAAUGACAUCUCGCCCCUGGAGAACCACCACUGUGCCGUGGCCUUUCAGAUCCUCGCCCAGCCCGAGUGCAACAUCUUCACCAACGUGCAGCCGGACGGGUUCAAGCAGAUCAGACAGGGGAUGAUCACUCUGAUUCUAGCCACUGACAUGGCAAGACACGCAGAAAUUAUGGAUUCUUUCAAAGAAAAAAUGGAGACUUUUGACUACAGCAACGAACAGCAUGUGACCCUCCUGAAGAUGAUUCUGAUAAAAUGCUGUGAUAUCUCCAACGAGGUGCGUCCGAUGGCAGUUGCAGAACCUUGGGUGGACCGCUUGUUGGAAGAGUAUUUCAUGCAGAGCGACCGCGAGAAGUCGGAAGGCCUUCCCGUGGCCCCUUUCAUGGACCGGGACAAAGUGACCAAAGCCACGGCCCAAAUUGGGUUCAUCAAGUUUGUCCUGAUCCCCAUGUUUGAAACGGUGACCAAGCUCUUCCCUGUGGUCGAGGAACUCAUGCUGCGGCCCCUUUGGGAAUCCAGAGACCGUUACGAGGAACUGAAACAAAGAGAUGACUCCGUGAAAGAGAGGGAGACGGAGAGCUUGACGGCGGGGGGCACUGACACGUCGCCGUCGUCGAGAGAGAAAAGCAGAGAUGUGAGAAACAGAGAAGAGGGUGCUAUUCUGAACUGACGUCUCGAUGCACAUGACGGAGCCUGGAGGAGGCAGGACGAUGCGGGCCGUGGUUCUGGACCAGGCUGGCCGAGCCUCGCGAGCCGUCCGCGCGGGGGAGAAGUUCAUUCCGAGCGCCUGACUCCACGAGACCACGUUUUCUAAGAACUGUUUUGUUCACUGAUACAAAAAAAAAAAAAGGAAAACGGAAUUCAUGAUGCUGUACAGAAUUUUUAUUUUUAAACUGUCUUUUAAAUAAUAUAUUCUUAUACAGAAACGGGUACUGUACUUUUUCUUUGUAGUGUUGUGUAUCCGGGGGCUGCGUCUGGCAGUCCCCAGAGCCCCCGAGCUCUCACGGGGGGACAGGAACUGUGCUUUGCUCGCAGAUGUGUCUGCGCGGUGUGAUGUGACGCUCCCUCCCGUGUAAAUUCAGAAUUAAAUGCCAGGCAGUGCCCAGAGCACAAGGA